CAUGCUUUGGCUUCACUUUUGCUUUUGAGGAGCUCUUCCGUCCCUCUUCGUGCAUUCAGUCUGUGUCAGCCUGAUCGUUAGUCCGUUAGUUUUGAAACUAUGGCAAAGAACAUCACCCUGCUUUGGGGCUCCGGCUCUCCCCCCUGCUGGAGGGUGAUGAUCGCCCUGGAGGAGAAGAACCUGCAGGGAUACAACCAAAAACUGCUCUCCUUCGACAAAAUGGAGCACAAGUCCCAGGAAGUGUUGAAUAUAAACCCCAGGGGACAGCUUCCAACUUUCAAACAUGGAGACAUUGUGGUGAAUGAAUCCUAUGCAGCCUGUUUUUACUUGGAGAACACGUUUAAGUCCCAGGGAAGCAAACUGAUCCCAGACGGCGCAGAAGAACGAGCUCUGAUGUACCAGCGCAUGUUUGAGGGUCUCACGUUCUACGAUAAACUCACUGCAGUUAUCUACUAUGAGUAUUAUUUCCCUGAAGAAGAAAGACACGACUCUGCUGUGAAGAGAAACAAAGAGGCUCUGGCCACUGAAUUGAAACUCUGGGAGGGUUACCUGCAGAAGCUGGGCUCGGGCUCUUAUCUGGCAGGACCAUCGAUCUCGCUCGCAGAUGUGCUGGUUUUUCCGACCGUUGCCAAUGCUUUCAGAUUUGGGUUGUCUGCUGAGCGUUACCCUAAACUGGCAGAGUAUUACGCUCUGCUGAAGGACAGACCCAGUGUCAAAGCCAGCUGGCCUCCACACUGGCUGGAGAACCCUAAGGGACAAGACACGCUGAAAGACGUCUGAUAUUCACACACACUUGACAAAUGUAUUGAUUUGCUUUGGUGCCUGUAUCCUGCUUCAGAUAAUCAAGUCUCAGCUUAACGAUGACACAGCUUCUAGUUUUCUGGUAUGUUCUCAACACAUACUGUCUAUCAGAGACUUCUGAUGACGAUAUGUGUUCUGACUCACAGUGUCACUUGGCAAUAUAACUGCUCUAUGUCCACAUCCAUUGUGUGUGUGUGUCUUAUGUCGAUCUGUGCGGACUCGCAAGUUGCUAUCACAACAGUUAGUAUGAUGUGUUAAUUCUUCUCUGUAGUUAAUUGUUCUGCUGAAUCUGGUUGGUAUUUGUCUCCCUGCUUCUGCAUGUGCGUAGAUGUGACUGUAAAAGGAGGUUAAAGUAGGUAGGCGGUGCCUCAGUGAAUGUAACUAAUUUGUUAUACAAUGCCACAACCGGUUUACUCUGCACAAAGGUAACUCAAAUGCUCCGUGUUAUCAUUUGCAUGAAUCAGAUAGUUCAGUAUUGCACCCUUUGCAUGAUUUUGCAUUUUAUUUUUAUGCUGAGGUCAUGUCCCCUUUGAGCCACACUGCCCAUGCUGUAUGAAUGUCCAGUCUGAGUAACUUUAAUAAAAACUAAAGCUUGUUAGUUA
Mugil cephalus (flathead mullet) is the source of this 1403-nucleotide messenger RNA. Its product is annotated as glutathione S-transferase A-like. The record is from RefSeq and is a predicted model, not a curated record. NCBI's taxonomy places the organism in Eukaryota, Metazoa, Chordata, Actinopteri, Mugiliformes, Mugilidae. Gene Ontology annotation, molecular function: glutathione transferase activity. Bases 100 to 780 code for a protein of 226 amino acids. Gene Ontology annotation, biological process: glutathione metabolic process. The transcript is spliced from 6 exons.